Molecule: messenger RNA, 867 nt
Organism: Angiostrongylus costaricensis
Lineage: Eukaryota; Metazoa; Nematoda; Chromadorea; Rhabditida; Metastrongylidae
Source: the annotation of a GenBank genome assembly
AAGUUUCGUUACAUAUUUGAGAGCAAAUUCUUUUCAGAAGAGAUAUGGUUUCGUUGCAAAACGUCUCUAUCGUUUUUCUCACCAGCUCCGCAAGUCGAAGUAACUGAAGUUGACCUCUCGAGACCUAAGAAUUUCGACAUCAUCGUACGAGAAGCUGAUAAAUUAUAUGACGGGAUUUCUUCUUGCUUUCCCAGCCGCCUGAGUACUCUAACAAUAUUUAGGUGGGGCUCUAGCGAUUGUUCUGAACUACUGUGGAGACUUGCGAGGGUGUUAUGUGAGAAAGCCAAGUUAAGCAGUGAUAAAGCAGAAAGAACAUCACUAAUGUACGAAGCUUUCGCCGUUGUUAAAAAAGCCAUCGAAAAAGAGCCAAAAGGUGGCUGUUUCGGUGCUCACAAAUGGUAUGCUAUCCUUUUGGACUACGUAGGAGAGAUAGAGGGCAACAAAUCACGAAUACUAAAGUCUUACGAGGUAAAACAUCUCGAACGGGCUCUCGAAAUUUUCUGCUAUAAUUCGGAUGCAUCUCUUCAUUACCUUUUCAUUUCAUGUUUAUGGCAUUUCUCAUUCGCGGAUAUGGGGUACACAAAGCGACUGCUGGCAAAAACGAUUUUCACCACACCGCCAACGUCAACUUAUGAGAAGGCACUGAGUUAUUUCCUUAAAGCGGAAGAGAUUUCGCCAGGUUUCUACAGUACCAAUACAUAUUACAUUGGAGAAGUGUACGAGAAAAUUGGAGAUAAGGACGUAGCUAUAAAGUACUAUAAGGACGCUUUCAAAAUGCCUGUUGUAACAGCUGAUGAUCAUAGUAUUCACAAGAAAGCACUUAAGAAGUUGCGAAAAGCCGGGAUUAAGGACACCGAACUAGUUUGA